Sporothrix brasiliensis 5110 is the source of this 4353-nucleotide messenger RNA. RefSeq lists its product as uncharacterized. The record is from RefSeq and is a predicted model, not a curated record. Bases 1 to 4353 code for a protein of 1450 amino acids. Lineage: Eukaryota; Fungi; Ascomycota; Sordariomycetes; Ophiostomatales; Ophiostomataceae. Gene Ontology annotation, biological process: transmembrane transport. Gene Ontology annotation, cellular component: membrane. The transcript has a single exon. Gene Ontology annotation, molecular function: ATP binding; ATP hydrolysis activity; ABC-type transporter activity.
AUGGAGGAACAGCCUUUGUUCCCCAUCUUCUUUGACGACGACCAAAAGGUCAUGGCCCAGUCCGGCUCCUUCUCCGGCUACCGCCCCCAGAAGCAGCUUGGAAGCGACUAUUUGUCCGCGUCCGCCGAAGCCGACCAAACCUUUUGCCGAAACAUUGAGGGCUGGGGUCCCCUGAGCCCUUUCCGCUACGAUUUCACACCUUGCUUCCUCGAUGUCGGCGUCGCCAGCGUUGCCGUCUUUGGAAUCGUCGCUGGUGCGCUGGCCCUAUGGUGGCUGCUGGCCAAGAAGCCCUCCAACGGCCUGGCCAAGGACGGUACCUUUUGGAUUAAACAGUCGCUCUUCGGCCUCGUCAUUGCCGACUUUGUGGCUCAGUUUAUCAUCCAGGUCACCAGCUUCCCAGACGUCUGGUUCCAGGAUUUCCGGCCUUGGACUACCGUCGUCACCAUCCUCUCGCUCGCCGUUGUCUUUGCCAUCCAGUGGGCUGAGCACCCGCGCCUGCGCAAUGCCAACGGUGUCGUGCUUUUCUACUGGCUGCUGCUUGUCCUGGCGCUGACCGUCAAGCUGCGCUCGCUCAUCUCGCAGCAGAUCUACAACACCAACCUGCCCUACUUUGUCACCUACUCCGUCGGCUUUGGCCUGACCAUUGCCGAGUUCCUCGUUGAGUGGCUCGCGCCCCACAAGCCCAGCGCCUACGAGGCUCUCGAGGACGGCGAGGAGUGCCCGGCCGAGUACGCCACCAUCUUCUCGCGCCUGACGUUCAGCUGGAUGACCCCACUCAUGCGCUACGGCUACAGCCAGUACCUGGUGGAGGAAGACCUCUGGGGCCUCGAGACCCAGGACCGCACCUCGCAGACGGGGAGCUCGUUUGAGAAGGCAUGGCAGCACGAGGUGGGGAAGAAGGCCCGUCCUUCGCUCUGGAUCGCCGCCUUCCGCGCCUACGGCGGGCCUUACACCAUGGCCGCCCUCUUCAAGAUUGGCAACGAUCUCUCGGCCUUUGCCCAGCCACAGCUGCUGCGCUUUCUCAUCGCCUUUGUCGCGUCCUACAAGACGCCCGAACCGCAGCCUGCCAUCCAGGGCGCUGUCAUCGCGUUUGCCAUGUUUGGCGUUGCUACCUUCCAGACCAUCAUGAUCCACCAGUACUUCCAGCUGACCUUCGUGUCGGGCAUGCGCAUCAAGGGCGGCCUGACCUCCUCCAUCUACCGCAAGGCCCUGAAGCUGUCCAACGAAGGCCGCUCUACCAAGACCACCGGCGACAUUGUCAACUACAUGGCCGUCGACGUCCAGCGUCUCCAGGACUUGACCCAGUUUGCUCACCAGCUGUGGUCUGCCCCCUUCCAGAUCUGCAUCUGCAUGUACUCGCUCUACCAGCUUGUCGGCUGGAACAUGCUGGCGGGUAUUGCCAUCAUGAUCGUCAUGAUUCCGCUCAACGGUCUCAUUGCCCGUGCCAUGAAGACCCUGCAGAAACAGCAGAUGAAGAACAAGGACGCUCGUAGCCGUCUCAUUGCCGAGAUCAUCAACAACAUGAAGAGCAUCAAGCUCUACGCAUGGGGCGCUGCCUUUAUGAACAAGCUCAACUACGUCCGCAACGAUCUCGAGCUCAAGAACCUGCGCCGCAUCGGCGCCACUCAGGCUGGUGCCACGUUCAUGUGGAACACGACGCCCUUCCUCGUGUCGUGCAUGACUUUCACGUCCUUUGUCCUGACCCGCGACGAGCCUCUGACCACGGGGAUCAUCUUCCCCGCACUGGCCCUGUUCAACCUGUUGUCCUUCCCGCUGGCUGUGCUGCCCAUGGUCAUCACCUCCAUUGUUGAGGCCAGUGUUGCCGUGGCCCGUCUGACGGAUUUCUUUUUGGCCGAAGAGGUCCAGUCCGACGCUGUUGUGACCCGCCCUGCCGCUCAGGAAAUCGGCGAGGAGUCCGUCUCGAUCCGUAAUGGCAACUUCUCGUGGAACCGCCACGAGGACAAGAACGUGCUCACCGACAUUACUUUCUCAGCCGACAAGGGUUCACUCACGUGCGUCAUCGGCCGCGUUGGUGCCGGCAAGUCCUCGCUUCUACAGAGCAUUCUGGGCGACUUGUACAAGGUCAACGGCGAGGUGCAGGUCGCCGGCACCGUAGCCUACGUCGCCCAGCAGAGUUGGAUUAUGAAUGCCACCGUCAAGGAGAACAUCGUCUUUGGCUACCGCUUCGAUGCCGAAUUCUACGACCAGACCGUCCGGGCCUGUGCGCUGAUCGACGACUUUGCCCAGCUGCCGGACGGUGACGAGACCGUCGUCGGGGAGCGCGGUAUCUCGCUGUCCGGCGGCCAAAAGGCCCGUGUCUCGCUUGCCCGUGCCGUCUACGCUCGCGCCGACGUGUACCUGCUCGAUGACUCGCUGUCUGCAGUCGACUCGCAUGUCGGCCGCCACCUGAUCAACAACGUCUUGGGCCCCAAGGGUCUCCUGCGCUCGAAGACGCGAAUUCUUGCUACCAACUCGAUUCCCGUCUUGCUCGAGUCCGACUCCAUCUACAUGCUGCGCGACGGCGAGAUUGUCGAGAAUGGAACCUACCGCCAGCUCGUUGCCAUGAAGGGCCUCGUUCACGACCUCAUCAAGACGGCCAACCAAUCUGAGUCGGGCCCGUCUUCGGCCGGUGCCACCGGCUCGUCCUCGAGCACCGAUUCGGAAAGCGAGACCUCGACUGUCAUUGACCCGGGCACCCCUCUCAAGGACGACGAAAUUGAAGAGGCGCAGGAGGGCCUCGCUGCCCUUCAGAGCAUCAAGCCCGGUCCAACGUCUACCUCGCCUAAGAAGGCGCGCACCGAGAGCAUGGCUACACUGCGCCGUGCCAGCGCGGCCAGCUUCCACGGGCCGCGCGGCAAGCUUACCGAUGAGGAGGCUGCUGGCAGCAAGACCAAGCAGGCCAAAGAGCACAGUGAGCAGGGCAAGGUCAAGUGGCAGGUGUACCUGGAAUACGCCAAGACCAACAACAUGUUCGCCGUUAUUGUCUAUCUUACCGCCCUGGUCUCGUCCCAGCUCGUCAGCCUGGGCGCCAACUACUGGCUGAAGAAGUGGGCAGACCACAACCUCAAGGACGGCACCAACUCGCAGGUCGGAAAGUACAUUGGCAUUUACUUUGCCUUUGGUAUCGGUUCGGCACUGCUGACCGUGGCGCAGACCCUCAUCCUCUGGAUCUUCUGCUCGAUUGAGGCCUCACGCAAGCUGCACGAGCGCAUGGCCAAGGCCAUUUUCCGCUCGCCCAUGUCCUUUUUCGACGUCACGCCCGCUGGCCGCAUUCUGAACCGUUUCUCGAGCGACAUUUACCGUGUUGACGAGGUUCUCGCGCGGACGUUCAAUAUGCUGUUUGUCAACUUGUCCCGCUCGGGCUUCACGCUCGGUGUGAUCUCUGUUACGACACCGGCGUUUGUGGCCCUGAUUGUUCCGCUCGGCCUGAUGUACGUCUUCAUCCAGCGCUACUACCUGUACACGUCCCGCGAACUCAAGCGGCUCGACAGCGUCUCGCGCUCCCCCAUCUACGCGCAUUUCCAGGAGUCCCUGGGCGGUGUGCAGACGAUUCGUGCGUACCGGCAGCAGCCGCGCUUCGAGCUGGAGAACGAGUGGCGCAUGGAUGCCAACCUGCGUGCCUUCUACCCGUCCAUCAGCUCCAACCGCUGGCUGGCGGUGCGCCUCGAGUUCAUCGGCGCCAUUGUCAUCCUGGCGGCCGCCGGCUUCGCGGUCAUCUCGGUUGCCAACCACAGCGGCCUGGAUGAAGGUAUGGUUGGUCUGGCCAUGUCGUACGCUCUGCAGAUCACGACGUCGCUGAACUGGAUCGUGCGCCAGUCGGUCGAGGUGGAGACCAACAUUGUCUCGGUGGAGCGCGUGCUCGAGUACGCGGCUCUGCCAAGCGAGGCGCCCGAGAUUAUCCACCGCAACCGCCCGCCAGUCAGCUGGCCGGCACACGGCGAGGUGGAGUUCCGCAACUACAGCGCACGCUACCGCGAGGGCUUGGACCUUGUCCUCAAGAACAUCAGCCUCGACAUCAAGCCGCAUGAAAAGAUUGGCGUCGUAGGCCGGACGGGCGCCGGCAAGUCGUCUCUGACGCUGGCGCUGUUCCGCAUCAUCGAGCCGGACACGGGCCACAUCCGGCUUGAUGAUCUCAACACAUCGACAAUCGGCCUGCUGGACCUACGGCGUCGGUUGGCGAUUAUCCCUCAGGAUGCAGCACUCUUCGAGGGCACAGUCCGUGACAACCUGGACCCGGCCCAUGUGCAUGACGACACGGAGCUUUGGACCGUUCUCGAGCACGCCCGUCUCAAGGACCAUGUGUCCUCCAUGGCCGGUGGCCUCGAGGCCAAGAUUAACGAAGGCGGUAAGUAG